AGAAAUUAAUAAAGUUUCUAAAAUUUGAUAUUUUAUUAAUAAUAUUUGUAAUCGCAUAUAUUUUGAAUAAAUUAUUUUUGAAAAAUCUGUCUGAGACUAGUUCCAUAGCAAAUAAUUGUUUCUUUAUUUAAUGAAACCAAUAAUCCUUUCUUUUAUUACAAGUUCGUAAAAUAAUAAACAAAUUGUUUUUUGUUAAUGUGUUUUUAAGAAAUUUUGUUUUCAUUGGUAAUACGUCUUGUUAUGUCGCAUCCAUUAAAAUCUCACUUUAAGCAGCUCUUAGGUGGACAAUUAACUAUAGUAAACUGUAUACUCGGUCUGUCAGGUUGACAGGAAAGAGUGUGUUUGCUUUUUUAUCAGUAUUAAAGUACAAACGCCUAUUUUAAUUAAUUGAAAAAAAAGCACUUUUUAAUCAUACGUGUUAAAGAAGUAUGAUAUUUAUAAAGUAAUUUGUUACUUUAAAUCAUACCUAGAAAUCAUUUGUGUCUUUUUAGUUGCAAGCGUUAAUCAUAUUUCGUAUUUUUAACCAUCGUCUUCCAUUAUGAACACAUAUAACAGAAACGGACCAGGUAUAUCAGGAAAUACUUUUGAUCGUUGGGUACAGAUGACCAAUAUGCACGACGAUUCUACUAUCACAAAAAUGCAACAUCAGUUUUGGGUUACCAAACAAGCUUUAUCACGAAAGUUAGGUAAAAAGGAAGAUGAGUGUAUAGUAGCGUCCGAUGCAGAAUUGGAUGCCAAAUUAGAACUGUUUCGUAGUAUUCAGGAAUCUUGUUCUUAUUUACAAAGAAUUAUUGACAAAUAUCAGGAGCGAUUGUGCAAUCUUGCACAAGAAGAAAAUGCAAUGGGACGGUUCCUUAAAGAUGCUGGUAAACAAGAUAAAACUAGAGCUGGCAAGAUGAUGACAGCAGUUGGAAAAUCUUUAUCAUAUUCUGGACAACAAAGACUUGCAUUAAGAGCACCAUUAGGACGAUUGUAUCAGGAAGUAGAAACAUUUAGACAAAGAGCUAUUGAAGACACAUUGCAAAAGGUCCAAGCAAUGGAAAAAGCUCGUACAGAGUACAGAGCUGCUCUGUCAUGGAUGAAAAAUAUUUCUCAGGAAUUAGAUCCUGAUACAUCAAAACAAUUAGAAAGAUUUCGUAAAGUUCAAACAUGUGUAAGACAAGGUAAAAUAGCUUUUGAUAAUCUGGCUUUAGAUUGCCUUCAAAAGGUAGAUCUAUUAGCAGCAGCAAGAUGUAAUAUGUUUAGCCAUGCUUUAGUUUUAUAUCAGAGUACACUUCUAAAUUUUACUGAAAAAUCUGCACAAGCAUAUUCUACAAUAGCAAGCAGUUUUAAAGGCUAUCAACGAUAUGAUUUUAUGGUAGUGAGAGAACUAGCUGAACCCUCAAGUAAAUUAGCUCAAGAAACUGGAGGUGACGAUGAUCUCGAUGAAAAAGAGAAGUUAUCAAUUUUUGACAUGGAUUAUCAUGACAGCGUUGAAGAAGCUGAAGAAGUAAAACCAGCCAAACAAAAUACAGUUGAAAUUAAUAAACAAGAUGAAAAAUUAUUGGAUAUUGAUUAUGAGACAAAAGACAUUAAAGGGUUGGAAGGAUUAGACAUGAAUUCCAGUUCCUCGAAUAAUGAAAUUACUUCACAGUCUACUUCUAAUAUAGAACAUAAGGAGAAUCUCGAUCAACUUUUUGAAAAUUUAAUUCUAGAUAACGCCAUUCAUAGUAAUAUGCAAGAAAGAAAUCAAUCUGAACUUGAUAGAAAGUUUGGUGAACAAAGUUUAACAAUGGAUAUAUUUGACAAAUCUGAUACAAAUCUUAAUCUGGCUGAUUUUUCUUCCUUAGAAGAACAAAAUUCAAGAGAGCAAUCUUUACAGUUCCUCGCAUCCGAAAAUAUGGUACUUUUGAAUGAUAUUCUCACUGAUAAACAGAAUGCUGAUAACGAGUGGGAUGCGAUAUCGCAUGAUACAUUUUUGCCACCGAAUAUAUUGAAACAAAGUUUAGGCGAUGCAGCGCUUGGCAUUGGACAGAAAAGCAUGCCUACUAUCAACAUGGGUGACAAGAAAAAAAAUAAGACUGGCAAAAAAGGUAAUUCCUGGUUGGAUUUAUUUGCUGAACUGGACCCUUUGGCUAACAAUCCCAUGGAAAAUCUUUCUGAUGACAGUAAUGCAUCUGCUUAAUUUUUUGAAGUAUUUAAAACUAUAU
Messenger RNA from Bombus pyrosoma, 2189 nucleotides. RefSeq names its product islet cell autoantigen 1-like protein (gene ICA69). The record is from RefSeq and is a predicted model, not a curated record. Gene Ontology annotation, molecular function: protein domain specific binding. Gene Ontology annotation, biological process: regulation of transport. The coding region runs from base 539 to 2164 and encodes 541 amino acids. Gene Ontology annotation, cellular component: Golgi apparatus. The transcript has 6 exons. NCBI's taxonomy places the organism in Eukaryota, Metazoa, Arthropoda, Insecta, Hymenoptera, Apidae.